Toxorhynchites rutilus septentrionalis is the source of this 1031-nucleotide messenger RNA. RefSeq names its product dynactin subunit 6 (gene DCTN6-p27). The record is from RefSeq and is a predicted model, not a curated record. Lineage: Eukaryota; Metazoa; Arthropoda; Insecta; Diptera; Culicidae. Gene Ontology annotation, biological process: mitotic spindle organization. The transcript has 3 exons. Gene Ontology annotation, cellular component: dynactin complex. Gene Ontology annotation, molecular function: dynein complex binding. The coding region runs from base 114 to 689 and encodes 191 amino acids.
CGUCGACACUGUACAACUGUCAUCGCGAAUUGGUGAAUGUUGUCAUUCAGUUCUGCACUUUGUGCAUUUGCUUGUGGUUGUAUCUUGUUUUUUUUCGAUUAUAAAUUGCAGCAAUGAGUCUAAAAAACGAUAUCAAAAUUAUGCAUCGUUCUAUGGUUUGCGAAGACAGCAACUUAAAAGGCGAUAUAACGAUUUCCAGCGGCUGUGUCAUCCAUCCGAGCACUACGAUCAUCGCUGAGUCUGGUCCUAUUAUUAUUGGAGAAAAUUGCAUUGUCGAAGAGUAUGCAACUAUCAUACAUAGGAUUCCCAAAGGACAUCCGGCAUAUGCCGAAGGAACUGACGGAUCGGUAAAACCACUAAUCAUCGGCCCGGAUAACAUAUUCGAAGUUGGUUGCACAGUUGAGGCGCUCAAGAUUGGCGAAAGGAAUGUUUUCGAGUGCAAAUGCUAUGUCUCAGCCGAUGUAACGGUUACAAAUGGAUGUGUCAUAGGAGCUGGCUGUCGGUUAGUGGGUCAACAGGUACUACCCGAAAAGACAAUUGUCCAAGGAAAGCAGUGCCAACAGCGUGAGGCUAUCGAAAAACAAAGGUCACAAAUGGUUCAGCUUGAUUAUCUAAGGAAAAUCUUGCCAAACUAUCAUCACUUGAAGAAAGCAACAUAUGAUCCGAAGAAAGUUCGAGCCCAAGUUUGAACUGUUUGGGCAAAUAGCUUUACUACAUUAAGCGUUUAUUUAUUUGUGUACUGUAUCCAACGUAAUCCGUUCCGAACGGUUCAAUUUUUUUGAAAUUAUUGCUUAACUUUAUGAAUAAGUUAUGAUCGAGAAUAUACUUUACACGAACCUAAUGUAACCUAAAACUCAAAAACAAAUCACGUAUAUUUUACUUCCGGGCUUUCCAAGGUAGUUUUGACAUGCAGGAAUCGUGCAUUUUUCUACUUGAGCACAAUCAACUCUCGAAUUUCCUUCUUUAAUUCAUCCAUUGUCAACAUUUUUAUUGUUUUCACUACUGAAAGAGGUAAAUAAAUAACAUAUAAA